Molecule: messenger RNA, 471 nt
Organism: Linum trigynum
Lineage: Eukaryota; Viridiplantae; Streptophyta; Magnoliopsida; Malpighiales; Linaceae
Source: the annotation of a GenBank genome assembly
AUGAAAUCCUUCGAUGUGCUGGUCUACUCCGGCCACGGUGGAAAACCUCAAAUCUCAAUUGGGAGGGAGAAGAAGGACCAGCAGCCACAGUACUAUAAGCUCGGACGAGGCAACCUCACCCUGACGAAUAGCAUGGAGGCAAGAACUCUGGUGCGUGUCAUUCGAGGCUUCAACUCUAAGACCAUGAAGAAUCAGCAAGAUGAAACUCAAGUGACCGUCUAUUUCUAUGAUGGGCUGUACUUUGUACGGAGUGUGAGCCAGGAGAGAGGGCAACUUGGAAAGCUUGUGUUUAAAAUGGAGCUGGUGAGGAAUCCUGAUCAGCCAAAUGUGGUACCUGUGGCGGUUUCAAGAGGCGGUGGGGAGAAGAAUACUAUGAAGAAGAAAGCCAACCUAGGAAAAGAUUGUCCAGAAGGACAUUUUAUAAGGGAACGAGAAGAUUGCAGUCUCUGUUGUGAAUGCUUGGGAUGGUGA